Messenger RNA from Pelmatolapia mariae (spotted tilapia), 3233 nucleotides. It is a transcript of the gene gucd1, whose product is annotated as guanylyl cyclase domain containing 1. The record is from RefSeq and is a predicted model, not a curated record. NCBI's taxonomy places the organism in Eukaryota, Metazoa, Chordata, Actinopteri, Cichliformes, Cichlidae. The coding region runs from base 334 to 1014 and encodes 226 amino acids. The transcript has 6 exons.
UACGCGAGUAAACACGGAAUAGAGCAGAGGAGCGUCUCGUUUCGAGGUAUCGGCACGAAAAACCGUCCUGAAAAUGAGUUUUUGUUACUGUUUUUCUUGUUAGUUAUGUGUGUGCGCCUCGCAGCGGCGUGAGUCACAGAGCUGUGCGCGUUUUAUCAGCAACAGAGCGAUAAAUAGUGCUAGCCUGGACCCUUGUAGUCGGGGAGCUAGUUUUUUUUUAACUAGUUAGCAUCGAUGAGGGCGCCCAGCCUCGCCCUUAGUGCUGCAAACAAGACUGACCAGCUGGUACUGAGUUAGUUAGCGGGCGGUCUGUGAGAGAAAGAAACCAGCAGAAUGACAGAUGAUGUCCUGCUGGAUGUUCCUGUUAUCCGGCAGCUGUACCACUGGGACUGUGGCUUAGCCUGCUCCAGGAUGGUCCUCAAGUACCUCCACCCUGUCAGCGAUGAUGAGUUUCAGAGGGCGUGCUGGGAUCUGAAGCUGACAGAAAGUGUGUGGACUAUCGACCUGGCCUACCUCAUGUGCCAUCUAGGAAUCAAACACUGCUUUUGUACACAGACUCUGGGUGUAGAUAAGGGCUUUAAAAACCAGUCCUUUUACAAGAAGCAUUUUGAUACUGAAGAAAACAGAGUGAAUGAGCUCUUCCUUAAAGCGGAGAGCAAAGGUGUGGUGGUGAAGAAAUGUUCUGUGUCAGUUCAGGAAAUCCAGUCUCAUCUGGAGCAGGGCCACGUUGCCAUAGUGCUGGUCAAUGCUGUGGUGUUGACAUGUGAACUGUGCUCCCAGCCUGUCAAAUACUGCUGCUUCAUGCCCGUGGGUCAGAAGUGUUUCUGCAGGAAGCCGGACUAUCAGGGUCACUUUGUGGUUGUGUGUGGCUUCAACAGAACCACUGGCUCCAUCUUCUACAAUAACCCAGCAUAUUCUGACCGGGUGUGCUGCACCAGCAUCAAUAACUUUGAGGAAGCUCGACGCAGCUAUGGGACGGACGAGGAUAUCCUGUUCGUGUUUAAAGAGAGUUGAUGGAUUUGGAUUUUUGUCAUUCUAGGAAUAUCAAAAUGCUGCAGAUCCCCAGUCUAGUGACACCUCCUCCUGUCUGCUGUCACAGAUCCCCCUUUUGCAGGCUUUUUUCCUCCAGUGCCAAAAAGCCUGCUCACAUAUAUACAUGUACUGUAUAUGCCAACACUACUUAACCUUUGAAUGAUUCACCCUGGGAAGAAUUAGGAAUCCAGGAUGGAUCUUUUUAUUUCUGUUUUUGUGGCGAGCAGAUAUUUCAGAUUCAUUUUAUUGUCAAUGUGGAAAUUUUUAAUGACUGCAGUUGUACUGGAAUCUCACACUGAGUGUACAGACUUGCACAACUGUGGCAGAACUGCGGGAAACAUGAGCAAGAGUAGAAUUUACCAGGAAAUUGUGUGCACAUAAUUCAGGGCAAAUGUUGAUAAUACUUGGAGUGUUCAUUUCUUUGUUCUGCUCAGUGUUAAUGUGAAGCUGCUCAUCCCCCCCAGCCUCGCCUCUACCUGCCUUUUAAAAAUCCUCCCGACUCACCGCAUUUUAAUCAGACGAUUCUGUAAACAGGGAAAUACAGGAAGCAAGUCACGAGAGUAUCAGGUAAUUAAUGCUCUAAAUUGUGACUCAAAUGAUGAAGCAAGUUCAAUGCAAUACUCCAUAGAUGUAUGGAACUCAUGGACACUCAGCUCGGACGUGAUGAAACGUGACUUCACCGGAUUCAAUUGCUUCACUGGAAAAGCAGCUCCGCAUGUGUCCUGUGCCUUUGGGGAAUGUGCUGGAUACAUGGAUGCGUUAGGACUAGGAUAAGUCAUUUUGGUUUGUAAAUGAAGACGAGGUCAUUUCCUCAUUGUCACGGAGUUUUAUUUUUAACUUACAUGUUUUUGCACUACACUUUCACACCAGACAUGAUUAUGUUAUUUAAAUUAUAUUGCUUUUCUGAAUCAAGGAAAAGUGGGUCCUGUCUGGUUGUGCUUUUGGGUGAAAACCACAAGCUUUAUUUUUUUAUUCAGUAUAGAUAGAGCUUUUAUUAUAUGUUGUGAUUAAAACAUUUGAACAGCCUUGUUAUUUUCGUCUGCUUUAUAUAGGUUUAAUGAUGAACUCAUACCUUAAACCUCAUGUUAUAGGUCAAAUCUUAUAUAAACAACAUCAAGUGCUGUGUAGUUGGGACACUGUUUAAAAGGGAAUUAAAAAGAUUUGCUGUUGCCUACAUUCCAGCGUCGUCUCCACACCUAAACAGAAAAAUGAGUACGGUCAGGCAUCUGAGACCACAGUGUACCCAUCUUCAGGUAGCUGCUUCCAACAAGAUAACACACCAGCUCACAAAGCUCAGAUCAUCUCAAGCAGGUUUCUUGAGCAUCAGUUUGCUUUAUUACGAUUACUUCCACAAUCACCAAACCUAUAUCUAGUACAGCACCUGUUUGAUGUGGUGGAACUGGAGAUUCACAUCAAGUGACGCUACUGCAUCAAUGUGAACCAAAAUCUCAAAGGAAUGUUUAUUGUAUUCAAAUAAGGAUGUUAGCAUAUGUACAAGUUGAACUAGACUGGGCUAAACACUCCAUUUCCACUCACUUCCACACUUUUUGCUUUGUAUGACGUCAGUAGGAGGGUAUAUUCCCAAUAUGGUAAUUGAAACAACAGAAGCCCCACCCACCUGGAAACUUAUGUUUGCAACAAGUCAUAAAAUAGCUGCUUUAAAUGUAGCGGCCUUGAAAGGGCAGAGGCCAAAUCAAUUUCUUUGAGAGGACAAACUGAAUUGAGACCCAGUAUUAGAUAAAAAGUAUUAUUUUAAGCCAUUAAAUACUUAAAGUGGCUCCAGCAGAGUACAAUGGCAAAAAUAUGGAGGUGAAAAUGUGCACAACAGGUCCCCAUAAAGUAUGUCUACCCUGAUUUUCCAUCUCAGGCCUACUUCUCACCCAGAUAACUUCCUUAAAAGGACUUAUGUGUUCAUUCUGAAUGAAAUGAUAAGAAUCAGUUGUUUGAAACAGGGAACCACUUUUUCUAAACCAUUAAAAAGUACUUCUAAUACUUCUAGUACUGCUGCAUUUCAACCCUGGUGGUACCAUUCCCUUUGUUAGCUGUCUGCCACAGGAGAGCUGCGGGCUACAACGCCAAUUCAAAAGCCAGUGUGGCCUGUAGGAAAAUGUCUGUUAUAGCCAAUGAUUUGAAAGGUGAUUUGAAACACCAGGUUCAUAGGCGAUCUUUAAUUCAGCAAUGGUUCAGUUUAACAGUUCAAA